AUGUACGUCCCAGGGGUUGCGGCAAAUCUGAUCUCGGUGAGCAAGGCAACCGAGAUCGCAUCAGCUUUUUUCAAGGAGAACGGCAAUUGGGAGUGGUGCACGAGAAGACCGCCCCCUACCACGGCCGAGCAGAACGGGUCGGCAGAGCGGCUCAAUCGGCAACUGGUUGAGAAGGUCCGGGCGAUGCUCGAGGACUCGGGGGUGCCCAAAAAAUGUGCGGCGCGGGCCGUUGUGACGGCCAACUACAUCCGGAACCGGACCCCAGUGAGCGCAUACGGGAGGAUCCCGUUGGGAGGCGUUCUACUGCAAGAAGCCCAACGUCGGGCACAUGCGGGUGUUUGGGGCGCGAGCCUUAGGCACGUCCCAAAGAAGACGGAAGUUGGAUCCGAGGGGUAUUGCGCCAACUUGGCGGCGGAUGCGGAAGCGGGGAAGCACCCCAGAGGAACAAGGGAGCAUCCGGAACCGCAAAGUUAUCAAAAAGCCGUUGGGGGAGAAGAGAGUGACCUCUGGCGGAAGUCCAUGGACGAGGAGAUGCGUCCCCUUUUGGAGAACGGGACGUGGGAGAUCGUUGAAAAACCGGAAGGGGUCAAGCCGUUUCCCAUGAAGUGGGUCUACAAAAUCAAGCGGGACGCUCACGAUAUUGUGGAGCGGGCGCCGCGUGUGGCGCACAUGCGCUUGAAGGACGAGCUUGGGAACUUCGAGUUCGUGGCGUCCAUGGCGGACGCAGCGCUUUUCACGGGGAUUGUGGCCGGGGAGCGGGGCUACCUCGUGGUGUGGGUGGACGACAUCCUCGUGGAGGCAUGUGGAGAGGAGCGGUUUGUGAAGGUGAAGGCGCACUUGACGGAGAAGUUCGAUGUGCGCGAUGUGGAGAAGGCAACAAACUUCCUCGCGAUGGAGCUGACGCCCGACAGGGAGGCACGCAGUCUGAAGCUGACGCAGAAGAAGCUGACGGGGGAGCUGGUCGGACGUUACGGACUGGCGGACGCGCGGGCGCGUAGCGUUGCUCUUGGAACGGGGGACAAGUUAACGAAGGAAGGUGAGCCCCUCAACACAAAGCGGUUUCCAUACAGCGAGUGUGGGAAGCCCGCUGUACCCGAGUGUUUGCACGAGGCCCGACAUCGCACAGGCGGUGGGCGCGCUUGCGCGCUACAUGGCAGGGCCGACGGAGGCGAAUUGGCGGGCGACACUUGGCGUUGUGCGCUAUCUGGCGGGGACGGCGGAGGACGGGGUGACCUCGUGGGGAGCGAUGAGACUCUCGUCGGUUUUUAUGACGCGGAUUACGCUGGAGACGUGGACACGAAAGGGUCCACAAUGGGUUACACCUUCCUGAUGUACAGGGGGGCGGUGAGCUGGUCGAGCAGACUGUGGCCAACGGUGGCGGCCUCGACGGUAGAGGCGGAAUACAUGAGCGCAGCGCAAGCAGUGAAGGAGGCGCUGUGGAUCCGCAACCUCGGGGAGAUCUCGAGUUGGACCUCGGAACGGUCCAGAUCUACUGCGACAACCAGGGGGCAAUUCGGCUACUGA
Klebsormidium nitens is the source of this 1524-nucleotide messenger RNA. Lineage: Eukaryota; Viridiplantae; Streptophyta; Klebsormidiophyceae; Klebsormidiales; Klebsormidiaceae. The record is from the annotation of a GenBank genome assembly.